Molecule: messenger RNA, 534 nt
Organism: Exserohilum turcica Et28A
Lineage: Eukaryota; Fungi; Ascomycota; Dothideomycetes; Pleosporales; Pleosporaceae
Exons: 4
Coding region: 1-534 (177 amino acids)
Source: RefSeq, a predicted model, not a curated record
AUGCGUCUUCUCAGGUUACUCUGCUGCUGCUUCUCCAGCCGCUAUGAGGACUCUGUUGCUGAUGCUGAAUACAUCCCCUACGCCCACUCCCUCAACGACACCCCCUCGGCCAUCCCGCCCACCUCCAAAACCAGCACUGUCCAAGAAUCCACACGUCCCGUCCACAAAGAUACAACGCCGCCCCCAAACUACUCGGCCGCCUCACUGGUUCUCGCGGCCCCUGCACCAGCGCGCCUCCAGGAACUCAGUGCCGCGGGCGAAAUCUCGCAGCAUGUGGUGCAGCGCUAUGCUAAGCCUUUGGAUCAACAGCAAAGAAAAGAACAUAGGACCCCUUUGAAUCCCGCACCGUCUCCCCCAUUACACCACCUACGCAGCCGGCGAACCGCCCUUUUAUCUUCUCUGCCGGAGGAGGAGGAGGAGGAGGAGGAGGAAGAGGAGGAGGAGCUGGUGGUGGUGUACUACGGCUACGAAUUUCCCGUUUCCCGUUUCACAAUCACAAUCACCAUCGGCAUCGCUGUCGCGUACGUCUACUGA